This is a messenger RNA of Oreochromis aureus, 4495 nucleotides long. RefSeq names its product E3 ubiquitin-protein ligase TRIM21-like. Bases 164 to 1822 code for a protein of 552 amino acids. Gene Ontology annotation, molecular function: protein binding; zinc ion binding. Lineage: Eukaryota; Metazoa; Chordata; Actinopteri; Cichliformes; Cichlidae. The transcript has 2 exons. The record is from RefSeq and is a predicted model, not a curated record.
GGAGAGGCAGGAAGAGGGGGAACAAAGACAAGAAGUUCAACGUCAUUUUCCAGAAGUGACUGUGUGAGAGAGCAGCAGCAGAGCUGCAGUUGAGUCCUGUUUGUCUCUAAAAGAAGAUUCACUGGAGUCCAUCAGGUUUCUCUCAGCAACAGUGAGUGCAGACAUGUCUGCUGCCAGCAAUCUGCGAUCUGAAGAUCAGUUUCUGUGCUGCAUCUGUCUGGAUGUGUUCACUGAUCCAGUCUCUACACCAUGUGGACACAACUUCUGCAAAACCUGCAUCAGUCAGCACUGGGACAUGAGUCAGAGCUGUCAGUGUCCCAUGUGUAACAAGACUUUCUACACUAGACCUCAGCUGAGGGUCAACACCUUCAUCUCUGAGAUGGUUGCUCAGUUCAGACGUGAAGCUCAGCAGAAAGCCAGCAGCAGCAGCUCAGAGCAACAAGCUGCCAAACCAGGAGAAGUUCCCUGUGACGUCUGCACUGGAACCAGACUGAAGGCCCUGAAGUCCUGCCUGGUGUGUCAGACCUCCUACUGUCAGACUCACCUGGAGCCUCAUCUGACAAAGAAAGGUCUGAGAGGACAUCAGCUGAUUGAUGCUGUGGAGAACCUGGAAGGCAGGAUGUGCACGAAGCACGAUAAACUUCUGGAGCUGUUCUGUAAGACCGACCAGACAUGUGUCUGCAUGCUCUGCUCUGUUUUAGACCACAAGAACCACGAGUUUGUUCCUCUGAGAGAAGAAUAUGAAGGAAAGAAGGCAGAGCUGGAGAAGACAGAGGCUGAGAUUCAGCAGAUGAUCCAGAAGAGACGACUGAAGAUUCAGGAGAUCACAGAGUCGGUGAAGAUGAGUAAAGAUGCUGCAAACAGACAGAAAGCAGAAGGUGUUCAGGUCUUCAUUGCUCUGAUGGAGUCUGUUGAGAGACGCCUGAAGGAGCUCAUGAAGGAGAUCGAAGACAAACAGGAAGCUACAGAGAAACAGGCUGAAGGUCUCAUCAAAGAUCUGGAACAGGAAAUCUCUGAGCUGAUGGAGAGAAGCUCUAAGGUGGAGCAGCUCUCACGCUCUGAAGACCACCUCCACCUCCUCCAAAGCUUCUCCUCCCUGAAAGCUGCUCCACCCAGCAAGGACUGGACAGAGGUCAGAGUCCAUCCACCAUCAUAUGAGGGGACUGUGGGGAGAGCUGUGGCUCAGCUGGAGGAGACAGUCUGGAAACCCAUGAAGAAGAAGCUGUUUGAGGCUGAGCUGCAGAGGGUGCAGCAGUAUGAGGUGGAUGUGACUCUGGAUCCUGAUACAGCUCAUCCUGAACUCAUCCUGUCUGAUGAUAGAAAACAAGUGUACUGUGGUGAUGUGAGGAAGAAACGUCCAAACAACCCAGAGAGAUUUUCUCUGUGUCCUUGUGUUUUAGGAGAGCAGAGUUUCUCUUCAGGCAGAUUUUACUUUGAGGUUCAGGUUAAAGGAAAGACUGACUGGGAUUUAGGAGUGGCCACAGAGUCGAUCAACAGGAAGGGAAAAAUCACACUGAAACCUCGGAAUGGUUUCUGGACUGUGUGGCUGAGAAAUGGAAAUGAGUACAGAGCUCUUAUUGGUUCACCACUCCCCCUCUGUCUUCAUCCUGGUCCUGAGAAGGUGGGGGUGUUUGUGGAUUAUGAGGAGGGUCUGGUCUCCUUUUAUGAUGUAGGUGCUGCAGCUCUGAUCUACUCCUUUACUGGCUGCUCCUUCACUCACAAACUCCACCCAUACUUCGAACCCUAUAUGAAUCAGGGUGGUAAAAACUCUGCACCUCUGAUCAUCUGUCCUGUCAAUCAAACUGAGUCGAUCAACGACUGAUUUUAUUUGAUGAAUGAUUGAUUUUUCUUGAAGGGAACAAAUGAACAUAUUGAGUGUAAAUCCUCUACAGUCUCCAUGUUUCUAUAGAAUCUGAUCAUCAGGACUCUGAUUCACACUUUGAUUCUCAUGGAGUUUGAUUUGAACAGAAGAAAAGUUGAAUCAGGAAAUGUUCCCACUGAUGGAGACUCGAGCUGAAGAGCAAAUAUCAGAGAAUAAAUGUCCAAAAGCUUCAUUUACAAUAAAGUUUGUUCAACGCUUUGAGUGAAUCCAGACUCAUGUGUGGCUGUUAUACGGAGCAUCAGAGUCCAGCUGAGUUAUGUUGGAUACAAACUGCUUAUUUUGGCUCUGUGAGGAUUUUUGUUCACUGAAAACUGAUAAGACGGAUAAUAUUCAAAGAACUCUGUAGAGAUUCAUGCAUCCAUGUUCUCCACCUGCAGGUGUGGAGGAGAAAGGUGGAGCACAGACUGCUGCAUCCUUCCAGUCACAUCAUUUUGAUGAUUAUAUUUCCAUGUUGUGAUGAUUUGGGUUAAAGAGAAACAGAGUUGAACGGCUGCAGUCACAGCAUGAAUAAGAUGCUGAAGCUGAGCUGUCAGUGAACAUGUUUCACUGUGAUUUGAUUUGAAGAAUAUAAAGUGUGUGUGGCUGCUGACAGCUGCAGUCUCUGUUAGUCUGCAUGUUCAACACACACACAACUUUCCCCCUGAGGCAACGAUCCAGCAACAACACAAAGAACAGCUGCAGACACACACACACACACACGCACACACACACACACACACACACACACACACACACACACAAUUGUGCAUCUCUUUCAGUCUGAACUCUCAAACACACAAACAAACAAACUCUAUCAAUGUCGUACUGUUAAAGAACACUUUACUGUUUAAGGUGGAAUUCCUCCUUCUUCAGUAACAAUGAUUUGAGGUCACUACCAGUGUCUACAGUGGUUUUAGCUAAAACAUACAAUAUACUGAAACGUAUUUUUCUUUAUGCCGUACAAACUAUUUUACAAGAGCUUUGAUCACAACAUCUUUGCGAUUUUCCUCCAUUCGUUUAUUCCGAUUAUUUUAUCUGGUUUAACUAACAAAGGCUUAAAAUUUCACUUAAUCUGACCUUUGACCUAUUUAUUCCUUUAACUCAUAUUUUCAUUUCAUUACAUAAUUUUCUGAUUCAUCUUAAUCCUUAAUCUUAACCUUUGACCUAUUUCCAUGUUAGCCUUGAUAAACCUUGAAAUUUCUUUCACCUUUAAACUUCAGGCUUAAAUUAAACCUUUGUUAAAAACCUUCUUACUAACUUGUAAUUCCAACUUUAUGUAUUAAACAUGUAUCUUAUCAUAUAAACACUGUAACCUCUCACCGCUCACAUUUUAAUUUGGUUUAUGUCCAAUUUUGCAGCUUUUGAUAUAACAGGCUCUGCGUACCUUUAUUUUGAAGGCCGUCUGUGAGGGUGAAUCAGUUUCCUCCACUUCUGGCGUCUGACAGCAGCUCCGUCAGGAGCCUCUCCAAUCCUCCUUUUCUCCUUUCCAACCCAAAAAAUCACGUCGGGUCACCAAUUUGUUGUGUUCAAAUGUUUUCAGAAGGAAUUCAGGAGAAAAAGAUUUAAAAAGAUUUCCUUCAGCAGGUGAAAUGACAAGUUUACAGGAUCCCAGUGUGACAACAGUCUGCCUCACACCAAGGAUCAGCCUGAAACAGUCGUACAGAUAAGAUUAUUCUGGCUCUCUUCUCCCAACAUGAACGUACAACCUCAUUAGUUUCCACAACUUAACUAAGUAAUGAUUCAAAAAGAAGAAUUCACAGCAGUUCCUGUAAUGGCAUCAAAAUAAGCCCAACUUUUAUUUUGAAAUGCAAAACAGUAUGCUUAGUAAGGAUGCUUGUUUCCAGUCCAGGCAUCACUGCCUGAAUGACUGUCAUAGAUCGAGGUGGUCAAAUGUAAGUGCUGAAGAAAGUCUUUAACUUAGUAACAGUGGAUGUGGGUUGGACAUGCAAUGACCUUUGACCUGCAGGUGACCGUCUUCAAGAUUCAAAGAUUCAAGAUUCAAAGUGUUUAUUGUCAUGUGUCACAAGAGAAAAGGCAUUUCUCUGUGCAAUGAAAUUUUUUGCUGUCCACCCACAGAUGCUGAUUAAUAUAUACAAUAGAAAUAGAAAAUAUAUAAAUACUUCUGUGACGGAGGACUCAUCUCUGCUGGUGUCCUGCAAGCAAACAAUCAGAUUCUUUAGAACAACAACUUAUUUGCUUUAUUAAAACAUGUUUUUUCUUACAUUCAGCGUCCCCCUGGUCAGUCUGGAUAGCUCUGACCACCACCCCACACACGAUAAUGUCAUGAAAGCAUAUUUUUAAAAAGGGCUCUGCAAACAUGGCCAAUAACUUAUUCUGAUGAUCUGCAGAAUAAUUUGGGCACAAAACUAAUUUCACUGUUCAAAAACUUGCAGACUUCACUAUAUACAGUGCAGACAGUGUGGACCCUCUAAACUAAGUCUGUGGGAUAUGAUCUUUGAAUAAAUGCAGACCAAACUGUUGUUGUUUGUUUACUUACACAGCAUGUCUUGUAGAGUUUACUGGUUUAGUUUAGUUUUUAGAGUAUAAGUGAAGCCAUUUUGCUUUUAGUUGGUGUUGUGCUGUGUUAACAUGUGUCUUCUUUAAUAAAGUUUUCCAGUCCAUGGAUACAUUUUA